Messenger RNA from Candidozyma auris, 696 nucleotides. RefSeq lists its product as uncharacterized. The record is from RefSeq and is a predicted model, not a curated record. The transcript has a single exon. NCBI's taxonomy places the organism in Eukaryota, Fungi, Ascomycota, Pichiomycetes, Serinales, Metschnikowiaceae. The coding region runs from base 1 to 696 and encodes 231 amino acids.
AUGAGCACUGUACCACACUCUGCUCACAGUGUAGAAUACUUGACUUCCCCAACAGCACCAAAGGCACUCAUGCCCCAAAUUGAAGAGCUCGCUGACCUCCUUCGUGCCAACGGAUACAAUCCCUCGGGUAUCGACUCGGCCCUAGGAGGGUACGAGAUCCCAGCUGAGGAGGGGCACGAGUACGCCUUCCAGUUUAUAGUCGAGAACCAGCGAGGAAUGAAGUUCUUCGGCAUUCCUUGCUUCAACAAAAAGUCCUUGAUCCCCGUGCUUGAUCCGCCUCAGUACACGAGAAUCGACGGCCUGAGAGUGACGCUUUCUGAUGAGCACAUUGAGAACUACCCGUUGCCUGAUUUGGGAUGGAAAUGGGGCUGGGACCUGUGGUAUGUGUUGAUGUUGAACGAUGUGGAUGAGCAAGGCUGGAUGUACCUGAGCAUUGUGUUUCGGAAGCGUUCCCAUUGGCAUGGGAAGUAUUAUUUUGGGAACUUCGUGAGGAGACGGCUCUGGGUACGCCUCAGGGUGAGAGCGCUAGCGAAGGAAAGCGAAGGUGGUGAAGGGGUUGCUGAAGGACCUGAGGAGUUGCUGCUGGAGUUGCAGCUGGUUAUUCCUUUAGACGGUAUGGAGCGUCAGGCAGAGUUAUCGCUGGAUACCCCUGGAAAACAAAGGGUACCUAUUAAGCUGGUGGCCACGUUUGCGUGA